AUGACAGCCAAGACAGUUGUUGCUUUUGACCUAUAUGGCACUUUACUCUCAACUGAAUCAAUCGUCAAACAACUAGAGAAAAAUUACGACAAUGCCAAGGCGCAGUCGAUCUCCGCGCUCUGGAGGCGGUAUCAAUUGGAGUACACAUGGAGAUUAAAUAGCAUGGGCAAGCAACACUUCCGAGCUUGGGGCUCAAAUUAUUGA
This is a messenger RNA of Penicillium expansum, 204 nucleotides long. RefSeq lists its product as uncharacterized. The record is from RefSeq and is a predicted model, not a curated record. The transcript has a single exon. NCBI's taxonomy places the organism in Eukaryota, Fungi, Ascomycota, Eurotiomycetes, Eurotiales, Aspergillaceae. The coding region runs from base 1 to 204 and encodes 67 amino acids.